This is a messenger RNA of Neofelis nebulosa (Clouded leopard), 3304 nucleotides long. Its product is annotated as ankyrin repeat domain-containing protein 26-like. NCBI's taxonomy places the organism in Eukaryota, Metazoa, Chordata, Mammalia, Carnivora, Felidae. The transcript has 24 exons. The record is from RefSeq and is a predicted model, not a curated record.
AUUUUUCCACUUCUGCCAGCGAAGGACUCUCCAUUUUUCCAGAGGUCAAAGCAAAAGCACUUAGAAUCUCAUGAUUUAAGGAACCUCAGAGAUUGAUUCAUCAAAAUACCCUCUGGAGCAGGACAUGGCUCCUACCCUCGGUCAUUUGAGCCCAUCCUUGUUGUAGGAGUGUGUGCCUUCAUAGGCUAAAGAUUGAAAGGUUGGAGAAUGCCACUGAACCGUGUCGAAGAGUGAUGUAGGAGUGGGAGCUCAUCGGGAAGAAAAUAUUCAGGCAGCAUAUAGAGAAAUAGAGGCACAACUACCAGGACCAUUUUGUUCGCAGUCUCUCUCCUUGGGUAGCUGAAUGCCCCUGAAGGCUUGGAAGGUCUUGCUAGUUAUUAUGGACCUAAAUAAGGCAAGACCAGUGGAGGAAAAGAGUUGGCCUUGGCUUUCUGACAAACCUGGUCCUGAUGAUUCAUGGCCUACAUCAGCUAGCCAAGACUUAGAUUUCGGUACCAAGGAAGGAACAGCAAAGUCAGCAACGGAAGCAAAGGAAGAUGGUGUUGGUAUUAUUGAAAAUGUGCCACCAGAGCAAACAGUUAAUGGCAGUUUGACUUCUGCUGGUGGAGUGCAUAAAAAUGACAGAAGUGAUAUCAUGUCAGCAUUAGAAUUAGGAGAAGAGGAAGAUGUAGAAUCACCUUCUCUUCCUGAGUAUCAAGUUCCAUUAAAGGUUGAAGAAAAAAAGAAGCACAGAGGAAGUGACAUAGAAGUAUCAGAAAACAUACAUGAUGCUGCGGCUGCUGGAUUAAUUCCACAAAGACAGAAUGGAAAAACUGAUAACCAUCAAUUGCCUAUUACAGAAAAUAAAGAUUCUGAUAGGAGGGAACCUGGUUUACAUGUGAAGAAGUUAAAGAAAGGUGAAAAUGAAAAAGGGACAUCAAAAGGAUCUGUGAUCACACCAGUGUUGCAGAAGGCAGAUUCCCUAACUGGUGGUCCACUACAAAAGAAUGAUGGCAGCCAUUUCAGUGAAAAGGAUCAGCAUGAAAGCAGACCUGCAAAGAAAAUUUCUAAGAAAAAGAACAAGGUCAAAAAGCAAAUUACCUCUAUGGAUGACCUUGUCGACUUCAUUCAGUCAUCUGAAACAGCUUCAGAGCAUUGUGAGUUGCCUUACUCUAAGAAUUUCAUGUUGCUGAUUGAACAACUUGGCAUGGAUUGUAAAGAUUAUGCUGGCUUCUUGAAAAUCCGAGAUAUAUGUGUUUCUUAUGAGAAAUUAAGGAAACUUAACAAAAAUCACUGUAAACUUCUUAUGGGAAAAAUGACAGAAAUGGACAAAGUGGUUAGUGCACUACAGAACGAGCUACGAGAAGCCAAAGACAUGAUAUCACGGUUAGAACAUCAAAAAGUGGAAUGGGAACGUGAAUUCUGCAGUUUGAGAUGUACCUUAAAACAAGAAGAAGAAGAAGAAAGAAGAAAUACUGAUAUGUUAUAUGAAAAUAUUAGGGAAAAGUUAAGAAGAAAAGAAGACGAAUAUAAGAAAGAAGUUGAAACAAAACAACAAGUUGAACUCGCUCUUAGAACGCUAAACAUGGAAUUGAAGGCCACCAAAAAUCAGGUAGUUGCAAGACAACUUCAACAAGAACUGGCUGAUACUCUGAAGAAACAGUCUAUGUCAGAGGCUUCCCCAGAGGUUACAUCAUAUCUUUGUCUGGAAGAUGAAACACGGGAUCUCAAGAAGAAAUUAGCUCAAAUCAGAAGUCAGUUGCAAGAAGAACAGGAACGACAUGGAGAGGCCGUAAGAUAUGCUGCGGAGAAGAAAGAUCAUGUGCAAAAGCUACAGGUUAAAAAUGCCACACAAGAAGCAACCAUCAAACAUCAAGCGGCCCAAAUUCAAUAUCUUGAGAGCAACGUGAUAAAGACAAGUUUGUUACAAGAAGCACAGGAACGACAUGCAGAGGCCGUAAGAUACGCUGAGAAGAUUAAAGAUCAUAUGCUAAAGUAUAAUUUAAACCUCACAGAAAAUAACUUGUUUAUUUAUAAAGCAGAUAAGGAGUGUACUAUGAGAAAUGUAUUAGUUAUGCGAGUAUAUCAUUGUUUGCAAGAAGCAAAGGAUCGAGAGGCAAAGGACAUAAGAUAUGCGGAGAAGACGCUAGAAGUGCAAAAUGCCAGACAGGAAGAAACCAUCAAACAACAAGCCGCCCAAAUUCAAAACCUUCAGAGCAACUUGUUAAAGACAAGUUUGUUGCAAGAAGCAAAGGAUCAACAUGCAGAGGCCAUAAGAUAUGCCGAGAAGACGCUAGAAGUGCAACAUGCCAGGCCAGAAGCAACCAUCAAUCAGCAAGCGGCCCAAAUUCACAAUCUUCCGAGAAACUUGUUAAGGACAAGUUUAGCUGAUGUCCUUACAACAGAACUGGAAACUACAUCUUCAAAAUGUCUACACAUGGAUGCAAAAAAUCAAGUUCUUCAACAAGAGUUAUUAUCAAUGAAAGCUUUUGAAGAAGAACGUGAAAAACUAGAGAGCAACAACAAGAAGUUACAGCAAGAAGUAGUAAAAUUGAAACAAUUUAUGGAAAUGAAUAUGGUAGAACGCGGUCAAGUGGAACAGUAUAAACGGGAGAUUGAAGAAAGAGCACGACUGGACAUAGAAGAAAAAUGACACGAAGUCAACCUGUUUUUACAGGCACAAGCAGCAGCUCGAGAAAAUUUGGACCAGGUAAGAGAAAAUGCUCAUGCUUCAACGAGAAGUCAAAUGGAACUUAGAAUUAAAGAUCUGGAAUCUCAGCUCUCUACAAUGAAGAUGUCUCAAGUAGAUUCGACUAAAACAGAGUUGGAAACCUACAGGCAACUCUACCUAGAAGAAUUAAAAGUUAGAAAGUCCUUGAGAAAUAAGCUGAACACGACUAAUGAGAGACUGUCAGAGAGCAAUACAAAACUUCUUGUGGAGAGACAGCAGCACCAAACUUUACUCAGGACCCUUACUAUGAGCCCAGGCCUGGAACCACCUUAUUGUGGAUAUUUUGAAAAUAAUUUAGUGCUCAAUGGAAACCUUACUCCAAGAGGAAACUUAGUGAUUCCUACCUUAAACCCACGACCGUCAUAUGACGACAGGGAGACUUCCUUGUGGAAGACGCAGCAGGAGUUGGAGAAAAGAAUAACCAGAGCAUUAGAAGAAGCUGCUACCAAAUUUGAAUGAGGAUCCUGUAGAAAUCCUUUAGUAUCUACUGAUGAUUCAAUUCUAAAUCAAGAUCCAGUAUGGAAAGCGUCACGAGAAUAUGUACAGAUUUUGAACAAAAAUUAUACAAUUUGAAAAAUAAAUAGAAAAAAUUUA